GCGAGACGCAUGCCACCGAAAACACAAACCAAAAGCCCAUGGAAUCUAGAUUCCUACAUGAGGUGCAUCAGCCAUCCCUCCCCUUGUCUGUCCGUCAAUACAACCGAAAAAACUCACUGCUGCUCCUCGGUAAGGCACUCAACACCUUGGCAAGUGGCAUCGCUGACGGUAUGCGUACUGCACCACGACGUCGCCUCACACCUAGUGAACGCCUAUGGCAAAAGCGGCGCCGGGAGGAAUUGGGCCCGGCCAAUGCGUUAUGUGAAGAUGAUGACGAGGGAAGUAACAGCGGGAAAGACGGAAGUGGCCACAUCGCAGACCCUAAUGACACGGCUGUGCAAAUUGUGGCAGGCCAAAGGGCUGCGCGACGAGUGA
Messenger RNA from Closterium sp. Yama58-4, 375 nucleotides. Lineage: Eukaryota; Viridiplantae; Streptophyta; Zygnematophyceae; Desmidiales; Closteriaceae. The record is from the annotation of a GenBank genome assembly.